Phascolarctos cinereus (koala) is the source of this 576-nucleotide messenger RNA. Its product is annotated as cysteine-rich and transmembrane domain-containing protein 1-like. Lineage: Eukaryota; Metazoa; Chordata; Mammalia; Diprotodontia; Phascolarctidae. The record is from RefSeq and is a predicted model, not a curated record. Gene Ontology annotation, cellular component: extracellular exosome.
GGAGGCGCGGGCGCUGCCAGCGCUCAAGUUCAUUCUUCAGUCUCACGUCCCGCGUCCAAGUGAGGAAGGCACCGAGUGGCCCCCGCUCCGCCGGAGGAAAGGCUUUCACUCCCACAUGAAUUACGGAAAUCCUCCACCCUACUCGGCCUCAAGCCCAACUGCCCCAUAUCCACCACAUCUACAGCAACCAGGUGGUUCUCAAACAUAUCCUUCUGCUGGGUCUUAUCCUGCUGGGCCUCCAGGGCCAUAUCCACCCCCUAAUGCAGGGUAUCCACACCAAGGCUAUCCACAAUAUGGCUGGCAGGGCGCAACCGCUCAUGGACCCACCAGGGUGUAUGUGGUGGAAGAACAAAGAAAGUCUAACGCGCUCCAGUCUAACUGCCUCACAGCUUGCUGGACUGCUCUCUGCUGCUGCUGCCUUCUUGACGCGCUAGACGACUGACCAGCCUCAGCUCCUCUUACCACAAGGCUUUGUGUCAUCGAUUGAUGGAGUUCUGAGUCCUGGUCUCUUUCCAUUGCCAUAAUGAAUGACAAGUUCGGUCCAGAUAUCUCAACAACAGCAUAAUGGAAUCCUAG